Molecule: messenger RNA, 1423 nt
Organism: Mangifera indica (mango)
Lineage: Eukaryota; Viridiplantae; Streptophyta; Magnoliopsida; Sapindales; Anacardiaceae
Exons: 3
Coding region: 155-1303 (382 amino acids)
Source: RefSeq, a predicted model, not a curated record
UUCCUAGAGUUUACUUUAGAGACCUGUGAUUCAAAGGCAACGACGCUUUCAACAUGUGCAAAAUCCUAUUAUCUCGCUCAGAAAUGAAAUUAAUGAAUUGUCAUGUAACCACAAAUGUUCUGAAUGUGUUUCUCUUCUCUUUUGUAGCAGCAAAAUGCAUACUGAAAUAAUUUUCCUCAAGCUUCUUUUCAUAGGAUUGACGUCUGCAGCAGAUCUUCUGCAGAAUCCAGAUUUUGAAUCCCCACCAUCAAACUUGUCAGCAAAUUACUCAACCCCAUAUGUUCUUCUCAAUGAAGACAACACGAUUCCCGGAUGGAGCUUCGAAGGAACAGUCCAAUAUGUAACAGCCAGUCAAGAGGUGAAACUGCCUGAUAAUGGGCAUGCCAUUCAGCUGGGACAAGAUGGGAAGAUCAACCAGACUUUCAUUGCCACUGGUGAUAACAUGAACUAUCUACUGACAUUCAUACUGGCCCCAGGUGGCCAGAAUUGUUCGGUCAAUGCAGAUUUAGCAGUGUCGGCGCCUGAUAGUAGCGGAGUCUUCUCUCUGAAACAGCAUUAUGGGAAGGAGAGCUGGGAAAGCUAUGGUCACUACUUGGGCAGAUGGAAUCAGGGUGAGCCUAUCAACCUUGUGAUUGAAAGUUCAACUUCAGAAUCAGAUGUCAAUUCAACAUGUUGGCCUGUAAUUGAUAAACUGAUUCUCAAAACCGUCACAACACUUGUUCAAGCCACUGAUAACCUAGUGCUGAAUGGAGGUUUUGAAGUUGGCCCGGAUUUCCUGAGUAAUUCUACUGAGGGAAUCUUACUUGAAUCAGCACCAAGUCCUGUUCAGUCUGCAUUACCGCAGUGGGCAGUGAUAGGAACAGUCAAAUAUAUCAACUCCAAGCAAUUCUUUGUCCCUGAAGGCAACGCUGCAGUUGAGCUUGUCUCAGGAGUUUCAACUGGCAUACAAAUAGACAUAAUGCUCACUCAGGGUUCAUCAUACUAUAUGGAUUUUACAGUGGGGGACGCUGGAGAUGGAUGCGAUGGAAAGCUCACGGUAAUGGUUAAAGCAGGACCGGUUGCUCAAAAUAUUAGCAUUCAAAGUUCAGGUAAAGGGUCAGCCUUCAAUUACACGGUGCCGUUCAAAGCAGAUUCCGGUCCAAAUCCGAUCAGUUUUCUCAGUGGUAGCACAAACCAGACCAAAGAUGGUGUGUUGUGUGGGCCUAUAAUUGAUGAAGUAGUCUUGCGUGCCUCUCAUGGGCUGAAACUACAACUCAAGUUGGAGAUUUUAAUCUAUGUUUUAGUUCUGGCCGUAGUUCUCUGAUUAAGAAAUGAUGGUAUUACACGUUUUUUAAUCAGAGAACAAGAACUUUUAUCUUCUGCUAAGAUUAGUAGCCUCUUGUAAGCAUCAUUUGUUUAAUUCAGAAUUUUUAUCUUGCGCUUC